GAAUUUCGAAUUUCGAUACAUUAUUCUCUUGUUUUUUCUACUUUUUGUUUUUGUUUUUUUUUUUUGCCCAACGUGAUUUCCACCAGCUGCUGUGUGUGUGUGCGUGUGUGCGAGUGUGGGAGAUUCCCAAAGAGGUCGUGUGGGCGCAAUGACCACCGAGGAUUAUCAAAAUAUUUGGCUUAAGCUAAAUGCAAUCAACACAACACAUAAAUUAACCGAUAUCACAAUUGAUCCAACAUCAACGACUGAUGAAAUCUCCUCUACAUCCCCGCAUCCGGAGGAGGAGGAGCAACACUUUGGCGCAGCUCUCCUGCUCUGGGUGAUCAUCAAUGCCAUCAUCUUGGUCUUCAUUUUGGGCGGCAACAUGCUCACAAUUGUUGCGGUUCGCACCUGUCGCAAUCUUCGCUCGGUUAUCUCCAAUUUAUUUAUCCUUUCGCUGGCCAUUUCCGAUUUUAUUGUCGGAGUAGCUCUACCUUAUCAUGUUGCCUUCUACAUGGGCAUGGGCUUCAAUCUUGGACGGUUACGUGGCUUAUGCCUGCUACGUUUCUUCCUCUUCAUCUACGCCUGCUGCGUCUCCAUCCUGACUCUCAUCUCCAUUGCCGUGGAUCGGUAUAUUGCGGUCAUGUAUGCCCUGCACUACAGACGUUAUAUGACACGUCGUGUGGCAUAUUUGAUCAUCACUUGUAACUGGUGUGUGGGCGCUUUGGUAGCACUGAUACCCAUCUUCUGGAACAAGUGGUCCGAGUCACAGGGCUGUGAGUUUGACGAGGUGCUGUUACCCUGGUACGUGGCAGGCAUAAUAACGCCUGGAUUCGUGAUCAUCUGGAUCUGUAUGCUGAUCUUCUACUGGCGCAUCAUGCGGGAGGCAUCCAAGCAGGCCCAAAGAUUGCGUCAAUCUGUCGUUUACAACACGCACAGCAGUCACAGCAUGCUGCAUCCGGACUGGAAGAGUGUACAGAUUGUGGUAUUCAUCAUGGGCUGUUUCACACUCUGUUGGCUGCCCUAUUUCAGUGUGGCAAUCGCCCAAUUGUUUAGGGUCUGUCGCAGCAACUCGAUGAUCUACAAGUCGGCCUUCUCGCUGGCCAUUGCCAACUCGGCCCUCAAUCCGAUCAUCUACUCAUGGAAGAAUGCCGGCUUUCGACGCGCCUUUGCCCAGACCCUCUGCUGCAAGUCCGCCAGCUGUUGUCGCGUCGAUCCCGAUGUCGAGUUGCAUCUGCCCUCGGAUUGCGUUAAGCAGCGCAUCGAUAGCAACAGCAGCUUUGGGGCAGCCACUACUAAGUCCACAAAACAUACUAAAUCUAUACAAAAUAUCUCAACUCCUUGCCAAGGAACGCAAUAAACAAUUGUAGAAAAAAAGACA
Drosophila innubila is the source of this 1360-nucleotide messenger RNA. RefSeq names its product histamine H2 receptor (gene mAChR-C). Gene Ontology annotation, molecular function: G protein-coupled receptor activity. The coding region runs from base 149 to 1339 and encodes 396 amino acids. Gene Ontology annotation, biological process: adenylate cyclase-activating adrenergic receptor signaling pathway. Lineage: Eukaryota; Metazoa; Arthropoda; Insecta; Diptera; Drosophilidae. Gene Ontology annotation, cellular component: membrane. The transcript has 2 exons. The record is from RefSeq and is a predicted model, not a curated record.